Molecule: messenger RNA, 1574 nt
Organism: Ictalurus furcatus (blue catfish)
Lineage: Eukaryota; Metazoa; Chordata; Actinopteri; Siluriformes; Ictaluridae
Gene: adcyap1r1b
Product: adenylate cyclase activating polypeptide 1b (pituitary) receptor type I
Exons: 14
Coding region: 169-1536 (455 amino acids)
Biological process (GO): cell surface receptor signaling pathway; adenylate cyclase-modulating G protein-coupled receptor signaling pathway
Cellular component (GO): neuron projection; plasma membrane
Molecular function (GO): G protein-coupled peptide receptor activity; vasoactive intestinal polypeptide receptor activity; peptide hormone binding
Source: RefSeq, a predicted model, not a curated record
CCACCCGCCUCAGAGUAUUCAACAGCCUCUUCUCUGUGCAUCGCGAUGAUUCCAAGAUAAUUUGAAAGACCACAGCAAUAUUCCGUGAACCUGUUUGCCAUCCUCACAUCACCUGAUCUUCAGUGCAGCAGUUGAGAGGAAGAUUUCACAACACCAUCUUUGAAUAAAAUGGCUGCCCUUGUGAAAAAAUGCUUGUACAUGCUAUUGGCAUUUACUCUACUUCCUCUGACAAGUUUUGUCUUGCAGAUCUUAAGCAUGCACCCAGAAUGUGUCAUCCAACUAGAGAAAGAAAAAUGCAUGGAGAUGAUGGCAUUGGAUGACCCUGGCAGUGACCCUGAAAACGUCUGUCAAUGGAUGUGGGACAAUCUGACAUGCUGGCAGCCAGCGAGAAUAGGUGAUAUGGUGUGGAUGCCCUGCCCUGAGCUUUUUGAGGUCAUGACUGAAAAAAUUGAUGAGUUUGGUAAGGUGAGCCGUAACUGUACUGAGGAUGGCUGGUCAGAGAUGUUCCCUCAUUAUGUGGAUGUGUGUCCUUUUGAUGACAAUCAAACUAGACAAACUAGUCCUAUGGAGAAGUACUAUGUGUCUGUGAAAGCUCUGUACACAGUGGGCUACAGCACGUCUCUGGUGUCUCUCACCACUGCCAUGGUGAUCCUCUGCUGGUUCAGGAAGCUUCACUGCACCAGGAACUUCAUCCACAUGAAUCUCUUUGUGUCUUUCAUCUUGAGAGCCAUUUCAGUUUUUAUUAAAGAUGGCGUUCUGUAUGCUGAGGAGGACAGCAGCCACUGCUUUAUACAUACUGUGGAAUGUAAGGCAGUGAUGGUGUUUUUUCACUACUGUGUUUUGUCAAACUACUUCUGGCUGUUCAUUGAGGGACUCUACCUCUUUACUCUGCUGGUAGAGACCUUCUUCCCUGAGAGGAGAUAUUUCUACUGGUACACCAUCAUCGGCUGGGGAACCCCAACAGUGUGUGUGAUAGUCUGGGCAAUGCUCCGUAUCCAUUUUGAUAACAUUGGAUGUUGGGACAUAAAUACCAAUGCUGCCAUCUGGUGGGUGAUAAAGGGACCCGUGCUUGCUUCCAUCAUGAUCAACUUCAUCCUCUUUAUCGGUAUCAUUAUAAUCCUUGUCCAGAAGUUGCAAUCUCCUGAUAUAGGAGGCAAUGAAUCCAGCAUUUACUUACGCCUUGCUCGCUCCACUCUCCUGCUCAUCCCUCUCUUUGGUAUCCACUACACUGUGUUUGCUUUUACUCCUGAGGAUGUCAGUAAGAGAGAACGGCUCGUGUUUGAACUUGGUCUUGGCUCUUUCCAGGGCUUUGUGGUUGCUGUCCUUUACUGCUUUCUCAAUGGAGAGGUGCAGUCAGAGGUGAAGAGGAAGUGGAGGAGCUGGACGGUGAAUCGUUACUUUGCGGUGGACAUGAAGCACAGGCACCCAUCCUUGGCUAGCAGUGGCGUAAAUGGAGGCACGCAGCUCUCCAUCCUCAGCAAAAGCAGUUCACAGAUCCGCAUGUCUAGCCUGCAGGCUGAGACUCCAGCCACAUGAGCUGCUGUCUCUCAGAUCCGCAGACACGCACUGAACUU